CGAUUCAGCACACACCACCACCACUACGCUUGGACAACCCCCCCUUUUUGUGACGUGUCGACGGCCGCGAAUUAUAGUUGAUGGCAAGUAUUAAUGGAUUCCUUGGUCAAUGCGAGCGAAUCUAUGCAUGUUCGCCUCAAGUAAUCCAAGAAGUCUCCAUUAACACCAUCAUUGCUUAUCCACUUCUUCGUAUAACCCAUCAAUUUGUACUAUAACUGCUUCUAAACGCGAUCCGAACCCCCCUCCAAGCUAAUAGGAAGUUGUAUUUAUAGUGCCGUUCGACGUUUUUGACUUGGGAAUAUUCGAGAAGCGACCGGUUCCGUAUUUCCGAUAAUCUCGUUGUCCUGUCUACCUCGUGAAGUCCGAAAUCAUGUCUGACGCCGAAGGAUUUGAGGUCGUCCAGCACGAAGAAUCGGUUCUUUCGGGCGAAGAGACUGCUGGCACCACCGGCACUGGCGCGUCGCCCAAAUCAUCGGCUAAGUCAAGUAAUGGAUCCAAGCCCGAAGGUACCACGGGGUUAAAGCGACCGACUGCUACCAGCACUGCUACCCGUCGCCCGGGUACGACCACUACCACCACCCCGAAGACUGCCGUGGGCUCGACGGCGCGUGCAAGCGGCGGUCUUAGCAAGCCCCCGACUCGUCCUCCUGUGGGAACCGCUGUCAAGAAGCCUACGACCGCCGCUGCCACGACUCAUCGAUCGCAACCAUCCGUCUCCGAAGAUGAAAAGAAGAAAUCUACUAUGACUUCUGCGGCGCGCCGAACAUCAACGGUACCAAGCAGCUUAUCAUCGUCUCCCGGAAAGUCUGCCGCGAGACCAGGCGUUGGUACAACUACCACCGCGAGGAAGCCCUCUCCUGCGACCAGCACAUUAGGCUCGAGAACAAGCACUCUUGCAAGGCCGUCAACGGGUACCACAACAGGUGCGCCUGCGGUUCGAUCUUCGACGGCUACCCGACCUGGAGCUCCCAGUGCUGCGACCGAAACAAGAAAGCGGCUAUCUAGUGUUGCCGGUUCGCCAACCGCAGCAAGACAUGCUGCUCGUCCAUCUACCUCUUCCUCGGCCUCCGCCCAGGCUGCCAAGGAUGUUGAAGACCUGAAGGCUAAGCUCUCUGAAAAAGAGUCGGAAGUUGAGUCGCUAAAGGAGCAAGUUGCUACUUCUCAAUCCAAAGUCACUGAGCUUGAGGAGAAGAUUCAGGCCGAAGCCAAUGGUGUUCAAGGUGUUGAGGAUGCUGUACGCCAAGGACACGAAGAACUUGUGGAGACUCUGAAGUCUACCCACGCUUCCGAAAAGGAGACUCUCAGCACACAGAUAUCCGAAGCUCUUGACAAGCUCAAGAUUGCUGAGGAGCAGCUUGAGACUCACAAGACGCAGCUGACUAAACUGACUAGCUCCCAAGAAGCCAAGGAUACCGAGAUCACUAGCCUCCAAAGCAAGCUAGAGUCCCUUCAACUCGACAAGGAUGCUGGUGCGAAAGACAGUGAAACUGCUUUGACCAAGGCAACCGAGGAACACAAUGCCGCAUUGGAGGAAUUCCGAAAAUCUUUGAAUGAACAGCACCAAGCCGUCGUUGAAGCUUUGAAGACGUCGCAUGCAGCUGAACUUGACGAAAGUAAAGCAUCUUCUGGCGAGCACCAGAAGGCUCUCGAGGAACUUAAGGCCGCUAACGAGUCAUUGCAAAAGAAGAUCGACGAAUUGACCUCAUCCACAGAAAGCGAAGGUGCUGCAAGUGCCACCAAGAUCUCUGCACUAGAGGCCGAACUUGCCGAAUUGAAAGCUGCCGCUGAACAGGACAAAGCCGCGUUGGCUGCUUCCCAGGCGGAAUUGCAGGAAGUCAAGACGAAGCUCGAGGAAUCACUUGCUGCUGUAGAUGCUACAAAGGAAGAGUUGGCUAAGUUUAAGUCCGACUUUGCUAGCUUACAAGAGGAAUUAGGCCAGGCCAAAGCGGAUGCGACGUCUAGCGCAGGUCUUGCCGGUGAGAUUAAGGACUGGGAAGAAAAGUACGAAAAGUUGAAGCAGGAACACAAACUCUCAGAUGAGACGCACGAAGCCCAACUGAAGCAAGUAUCCCAAGAUUACGAGACCGAGAUCGAGAGCCUGAAGGGAGAUGCUUUCUUCAAGCGCAAGUUCCAUGUUCUUGAAGAGGAGCACAAUGAACUCAAGGCCAAAUAUGACGAGCUAACCGGCACACAUUCAACGGCCGUUGAAAGCCAUACGCAAGAGUUGCAAUCCAUCAAGACCGAGCACGAGGCUGCUGUUGCGGCUCUUUCCGCCAAAGAGGAAGAGCACCAAAAGGCAUUAGACGCAUUACAAGCAAGCCAUGCAAUGGAAUUGGAAGCCGCCAAGAGUGGUGCCUCUGCCGAUCAAGAAGCUCAUCUUGCUGCACUAGACGCCCUCAAGGCUAGCCACGCGAAGGAGAUCGAGAUUUCUAAGUCCGAAAGCGAAGCAGCUCUUGCAAAGGAGCUAGAGGCUCUUAAGGCAGCCCACGCUGAGGCCCUUAACUCUCAGAAGCAGGACUCGGAUGCUUUAGUCUCUGAGUUGAAGGCCACCCACGCACAGGAGCUUUCCACCAAGGAUGCUGACAGUAGCGCUCAUGCAACUCAAUUGGACGCUUUGAAGGCCGCUGUAGAGGAUGCUCAAGCUGAGUUGGAGAAGGCUAGAUCUAGCCACGCUCAAGAGCUUGCUUCCAAGGAAGCCGAUACCAGUGCUCACCUUACCCAGCUAGAGGCAAUGAAGGCUGCCCUCGAGGAAGCGCACGCAGAACUUGAGAAGGCUAAAGCUAGCCAUGCUGAAGAACUGGCUGCUAAGGAGGCUGACGGAAGUGCUUAUGUAACCCAAUUAGAAGCUUUGAAGUCUUCUGUUGAGGCUGCACAGGCUGAACUCGAAAACGCCAAGGCUAGUCACGCUGCUGCUCUCGAGGCCUUCAAGAAAGAAAGCGACGAAGCUCACUCCGCCGAAAUUGAGAAAUUCAUCACAAUGCAAGCUGAAGCCGUGGAAGCCGCGAAGAAGGACGCAUCCGGUUCUCAGAAGGAGCUCAUCGACGCCCUUGAAGCCAAGCACGCUCAGGCCAUCGAAGAGUUGACUAAGGAACACGAGACUAAGCUUUCUGCCGUAACCUCGGAUGUAGCUAAGCAUCUCGCCACCGCUACCGAAUACGAGACGGCAUUGGUUGCGGCGAAGGAGGCCCUAGCCAAGGCCGAAGAGCAAGCCGUGAAUCUUGAAGCCGAGCUAUUGGAAGCCAAGACGAAGGGCGCGGAACUAGCUAAGGUUGAGGCCGAAUACGCAGACUUGCACCAACAACUUGCAGAGGCCAAGAUGAACAAUGUGGAACUCAUGGCUGAAAAUGACGCUCUGAAGAACCAGAAGCCCGACACAUCUGUUGUGGAUGCAUUGAAGGCGGAGCUUGAGAAGCUCAAGGAAUCGCAUGCCCAAGAUCUAGCAGCUGCUCAGGACGUGUCGACAAAGUCCGCCGGUGAUCUCGAGUCACUACAGAAGGAUUACGCGACCGCCAAGGCCGAGUUUGAGUCGCUAAAGGAACAACUAGAAGCGGCUAAGCAAGAUGCUCUUAUCGCGCAGAAGGACCUCGAAGCUCACAAGAACGAUGCGGACGCCAAGCUCAAGAACCAAGAGGCGGAUUACAAGGAUAUGUAUGACAAUCUGACCGCCAUGGUUGAAGAAGAGCAGAAGAAAAGAGAAGCCAAUGACAAAGAAGCUGCCGAUAUCAAGUCGAGAUUCGCAGAGAUGGAGGCUCAAAUCAAGGUCAAGGACGCAGAGAUCGCCGAAGCUCUAGCGAAGGCGGCAGCUCAGACAUCAAAGAAAGGUUUAUCAGCAAGCAGAUUCGCUGGCGACGAUAACGCAAACGCUCAAGACACUGCCGAGUCGGAGGCUUCCGCAGCUGCAGCUAGCACAAGUUAACCUGACUCUCAAAGGCCUGAAGGCCAUUGAUGACGACAUGAGAGACCGAAAUAGAACGAUGCUCAAGUCAAUGACCAAUGACCGUCGAUCCACAAGCCAGACUUGAACGACAAGAUAGCCGUUCUUACGAGCAGUUUCUUCUUCCUAGGUCUAUCGGAUUUUACUUAUUCUCACGUUUUUGAUACCAUUCUACGACCAUCAUUCUCGCGGCCUUGUUAUUUACGGGAGGGAUACGCCGACAUACUUUAAUUCAUAGGGGCCUUCGCUUAUGCUCCACACUUUUCUUACGGGUAACGACAUUCACAUCCUGGAUAUACCCACCCACCUGUUACCCGCUUCGUCCCUUACUCGAUGCUGUUUCGCCCGUCGCUACGGACUGGAGGGGUUUACUGUUACAUUUCGGAAUUUGACACGCUUUGUAAUGAAUACUUUUCUGUUUUAGGGGAGGUGCCCCAUUUACAUACAUAAGUACAUACUUCUAUCGCUCCCGCGAUACACGGAGGAAAGGGGAAGGAGAAAGUUGUAAAAAGCUUAGGCGAGAUAGUGUUGGAGGAAGAAAUUAUUCGUUGAUUUCUCUAUUAUUCUUUUCACAUUUGGAGGACAUGUGGUGUGGAUAGGCAGUAUGGACGUAGUGUAGUUUUGUCUACGUAGUUGAAAUGGACGAUACCCCUGUGUUUACAAACCGA
Molecule: messenger RNA, 4602 nt
Organism: Hypoxylon trugodes
Lineage: Eukaryota; Fungi; Ascomycota; Sordariomycetes; Xylariales; Hypoxylaceae
Exons: 4
Coding region: 371-3916 (1181 amino acids)
Source: RefSeq, a predicted model, not a curated record